Messenger RNA from Phymastichus coffea, 4934 nucleotides. Its product is annotated as protein toll-like. The coding region runs from base 325 to 3456 and encodes 1043 amino acids. NCBI's taxonomy places the organism in Eukaryota, Metazoa, Arthropoda, Insecta, Hymenoptera, Eulophidae. Gene Ontology annotation, molecular function: protein binding; transmembrane signaling receptor activity. Gene Ontology annotation, cellular component: membrane. The transcript is spliced from 6 exons. Gene Ontology annotation, biological process: toll-like receptor signaling pathway; immune response. The record is from RefSeq and is a predicted model, not a curated record.
GAUAGACCGCGGCCGGGCACUUGUUCGUUCCGCUGUGUGGGAUGGCAAACACGCGCGACCGAUUGCGUGACGCGUCGACGCCGUCGCCGUCGCCGUCGGCAGCUCGCGGUUUCGAAUAAUAUAUAGCGUGCUUUUUCCAUUCCGUCGAGAGCGCUCGUGCGUGUGCGUGCGUACACGCGCGGUGGCAAGGCAAGUUCAACCUGAGCACGUAGCCCUGCAGCUAUGCCUUGGUCUUCCAUACAUCCCGAACGAAAUUCUCCAACUCCUGCCCGAUGUCGGUAUAAGAUCAAUUGAGACGCAUCGAAACUCACUGCUUGCUUGAGAAUGAACAACGUGGUGGCGUUAUACAUUGCGGGAAGCGUCAUCAUCUACAGCCUAACAGCGGUGGCGGCUAUCGUCAACGAUUCAGGAUGCUCGGUCCCACAUCACAGAGCCUCCAAAGGAGGCUUCUACGUCAGAUCUGAGCGAGCAGACAACGUUAAGAUAGAAGUCACUUGUCGUGAUAAUCAUGACUGGAUGAAGUUCACCGAUGUCAAACUCAACUGCAGCGCUGUCGGGCGGACUGACUUCGUCGACUGCACUUACUCUGAAGGCCUCGAUUUGCUCGACACGUUCCACAUGAUGAAUGUCAAUUACUCCAGCGAAAUUACGUUCAAAUAUUUGCGCUCUCCUCCGGGUCGACAGUAUUUUCAAGGCAUCUCGGUGGCCGAACUGUCAUUUUUCAACAGUCACCUGGAUUCAGUACCAUUCGACUGGUUGUAUGGCGUUUCGGACCUGAGAACCUUGACAAUCCACGACACUAGCUUGCUCCGAAUACCCAGCAAUUUUUUCGCGAACUGGUCGAGGAAGCUCACCAGGCUGGAUAUCAUGGGCACCCGAUUGCAGAAAAUCGCCAGAGGCGAUCUCGCAGAUUUGCUCGAGCUUCAGGAACUGCAGCUCUUUGGAAAUGAAAUCAUCGAAAUCGAGGCUGGUGCCUUUGAUCGGUUGUCCAAUCUGGUGUCUCUCGAUAUCAGCAAGAACCACUUGCACGCGAUUCCGUCUGGCAUUUUUCGCCACCUCGCUAGGCUUACGACACUGCAGAUCGGCCAAAAUCCUUUUGACGAGCUACCCAGUGACCUGCUCAACGGCAUCUACGACUGCCACCUGAAUAAUUUUCAGAUGAAUACAAUCCGUGGUUCACUGAAAACGUUGCCUUCCGGGUUUUUCAGAAAGCUCGAUUUUCUGAAAGACGUUUGGCUCCAGGACAAUCGACUGGAAACUCUACCCUCGGAUUUAUUUUCCGAGGCAACGCAACUAGGCAAUCUUAAUCUGAGGGACAACUCCUUGAGGAGCAUACCAUUAAGCCUCUUCGCGGAUUUGAAGAAACUCGAAAAGCUCGAUCUCGCGAGGAAUCAAAUCGCAGCAUUGCCCGCUGGAAUUUUCGAGACACUUAGCCACCUGCAGGUACUCGAUGUCAGUUACAACAAUUUGACCACUCUGAGUGCUGAUAUGUUGGCAGGGCUAAUUACACUCUCAACCCUUAAUGCUUCGCAUAAUAAUUUAAUCCAAGUUGAUGAUGGUUUGUGCAGAUCUUUAGGAAAAGUUCGAGUGAUUGAUUUCUCAUUUAAUCAAUUGAAUUUUGAAGCGACCGGAAAGUAUACGUACAAACGUGAAAACCCAUCUAUUUUUGUGUCCUGUCAUAAUUUGUACAAUCUUUCCUUGUCUGACAACAAAGCCACGAAAAUUUUUACUGAUUUCGAUCUCAGACAAUUAAAUAUUGAUUUAAGGAACAAUCACUUGUCAGAAUUAACGGUUGAUGACAUAGACAAGCUGCACCCAAUUGGAACAAUAAUUGAUCUUAGGAAUAAUCGGAUAUCAAAGAUAGAUUUAUCGGAUCUUCCAUCUGCCGUGGCCCGUUACAAAGCUUGGAAUCACGAUUUAUCUCUCAGAAGUUUGACAGUAAUGUUAGGAAACAAUCCACUGCACUGUGACUGCCACCUGAUAGACUUGAUACGUUACUGGAAAUCUGAGCACAAGAGUGAAUCUCGUCAAUAUGUAAAACUAACUAGCGGUGAUGACGGCUAUGAGUCUGACGGAGGUAUGGUCUGCGCAUCACCCGCAGAGAUGGAAAAUCGAGAUAUUUUCAACGUUUAUCCAGAAGAACUAAGCUGCCAGUUGAUAACGAAUGUAACGGACGAUGCUUGCAACGGUACCUGUGCCUGUCGUGAAUAUCCCGCCAAGAAGAUCUUAGCUGUGGACUGUUCGUACCGACAUUUAACGCAACUGCCUGCCUCGCUCACGAAUGUGCACAAUUGGUCGAUCGAAUUGGACAUGUCAUACAACAUGCUGAAACAACUUCCAUCUGUCACGAGUAGUCCUUACUUGGUAAAUGUAAGCAGUCUAGACUUGUCCAAUAACAACAUUUCCAGCGUCACAAUCGAUCUUUUCUCCGAAAAUCUUGUAAAUCUGAAACUGCACAAUAACAGUAUAUCGAGACUCGACGAACACGUUAUCAAACACUUGAUGGCUAACGAAGCCAUGCGUGGCAUCACGCUUCAUCAAAACCCUUGGCAGUGCGACUGCCAAGUUCGCAACUUUCUCACUUUGAUACAACUGAAGACUUGGAUUGAUAGCCGCGAUAGGGUAGCAUGCGCCGGAACAAAUAAAAUAUUAUACAAAAUGACCGUGAGAGACAUCUGCAACGAUGCUAUCGCAGUGAUCGUGGCUGCCAGUGUACUCGUCGGAUUUUUUGGCAUCGUUGUCGGCAUCCUGGCAGCUCUCUAUUACAAGUACCAGCAAGAGAUCAAAGUCUGGUUGUAUUCAAAACAGUGGUGUCUCUGGUUUGUCACCGAGGAUGAGUUGGACAAGGACAAACAAUACGAUGCUUUCGUCAGUUUCUCGCACAAGGACGAGGAUUUCGUCGAGAAAGAAAUAGUGGCCAAGUUGGAACAUGGUCCCAGACCCUACAAGCUUUGUUUGCAUUAUCGCGAUUGGCUUGCAGGUGAAUGGAUACCAGUGCAAAUAAGCAACUCGGUCGAACGAUCGAGAAGAACUAUUGUCGUUUUGUCACCGAAUUUCUUGGAAAGUGUGUGGGGAAAAAUGGAGUUCCGGGCUGCUCAUACUCAGGCACUGAAAGAGGGUCGAGCUCGCGUGAUAAUCAUUCUCUACGGGGAAGUGGAAAAUCUGGAGGAUCUCGAUCCCGAACUGAAAGCCUACCUCAGCCUAAAUACCUACAUCAAAUGGGGCGAUUUGUGGUUCUGGGAUAAGCUGAGGUACGCGCUGCCGCAUAAGUUCGAGCCGCCGAGACGCCGAACGCGGAACGCUCAAAUAAUCGAGGACCAUAUGACACGCCGAGCAGCCAACAAUCAUACCGGCAACGCCUUCGUCAAUUCCGAUCUAAUAUCUAUGUCGAAGCUAACUAAUGACUCGGCAAAAUUACUCGACCCGCGCGUCGACGACAGAACUGCUGCUUCCUAGUAACGCGAGGGUGCUUCGCGAGUGCGUGUACAAACUUUGUUCGCGCGUGAAAACAAGAUUACUUUGUUUCGUAUGUAAGUAAAAUCAAACUUGCCAGCGGGUUUUUCGAAAAUAUAUACGGUGUUCAAUAGAGGAAUGUACGUUGAAACUUGUGGUAAUUGAAAAAUUGAGCAUAAGGGUUUCGAGCGCGUAAGAUCAGUGUUAUUACGACGUAGGCGAGUAUCAUUUCAAGCAACUAUCGUCUUUAUAUUUAGUAAUAUUGUUAUUUUAGGAACUAUGCAAAUAAGUUUACAUUCAUCAAAAAAGUCGUUAAAAGUUCACUAUAUUUAGUACUUUUUUCCAAUUUACUUAAGUAAUUGUAAAGGCAUUCGUGCUAAGCUUCGAGAAUUGAGAGGCGUUGAGAAUAGUCAAUUUAACUGAUUGCCAAAGCAACCAGCGUUGAAUACUAACUAAUUACGUUUAAACUUAAAUUAUAAUGUAUAUACCGGUGAUAUUUCAAUACUUAUCUUUUACUUGCGUUUUCUUUUACUGUACAUAUAACACUUGUAUAAAAAAAGUAACAUAUAAAGGACGUUAUAUCGUCAAGUCGAAACUGACAUAUUUGCACACCAUUUUGAAAAGUUUGGCGUGUGUCGUAUGCGAUUUUCUUAUCUUUACUAUCUCACUAGUGUUUCAUUGUAUAAUUCUAUAAAAUAAAAAAUCCUAAAGAGAUUUCAGAAACAUAAUAUAAGAAAAAUCGCCAGUUGAAUGCGCCUAAUGGGAAUCUCUUUUUAUAAAGGUCGCAGUUUCUGGGUUGAUUUGAUACUUCAUUUUAUUUAAUUAGCAACCAGUGCAUUAUUCUCACUGCCUCAGAGUCUCUAUCAGAUUUCUGAUAGUAAUAUAGAUAAGUAAAAAACCAUGUGAAUUGUCCAAUUUGCACAUUAAAAGAAUGCCUUCGAGUCAAUUCGAAAAACAGACUUGUUGAUAUAUAGUAAUUGUAAAUUUUGUAAAAUAAUCUAUAUUUACAAUGUAUAUAAAAAUAUAAAGGCUGCACAACGGUGCUCGAUUUAGUAACCAUAAUGUCGGUUGUAAUUUUAGGACUGUCUUAAAAAAAACUUAUUGAUAAGCGACAGCGACAACUCCUUACCAAAAACAUUAAUAUCUACAAUUGCUUGAAGCAAACCCUCAAAUCACAAAAAUGCUCGAUUGUCAAGUAAAAAGUAUAAAAAAAAAUCACUUAAAAACGAAAAAUUUGACGCAAUAUUGUACGCAACUGCUUACGAUCGGAACAGUUUCUUGACUACAUAGCCAAACAUUAUUUUGAAUUAUAUAUUAUCACACAUGUUUGUAUGAAGUAUACUUGGAAUAGCGUCGUUUAUAAAUACAUGUAUUAAUCCGAUAUUGAUACUUACCGGCAAUCAAUUGUUUUGUAAUAUACAAAUUGUUUUUACCAUCGUUAAAUAACAACGAACACAAUGCUCAAUAAAAUAAGAACAGUA